GAAACACCCGCAUACAUCUUAGGCGCUCUGACCUCUGUCGGUGGAGUGACUGGCUACGUUCGCACAGGUUCAGUCCCCAGCAUUGCUGCAGGUCUGACUGUCGGCGCAUUGUAUCUCCUGGGUGGCUUCCGCAUCGCCAAACGACAAACCUAUGGUGUCGAGCUUGCCCUCCUCGCCUCGGUCCUCCUGGCCGGCAGCAGCAUUCCCCGUGCAAUCAAAACGGGCAAGCCUCUCCCAGCCGGCCUCAGUGUCCUCGCAGCCACAGGUCUCUUCAUUUACGGUCGGGCGUUCCUAGCAAAAGCAUGA
This is a messenger RNA of Exophiala aquamarina CBS 119918, 306 nucleotides long. RefSeq lists its product as uncharacterized. The record is from RefSeq and is a predicted model, not a curated record. Gene Ontology annotation, cellular component: membrane. NCBI's taxonomy places the organism in Eukaryota, Fungi, Ascomycota, Eurotiomycetes, Chaetothyriales, Herpotrichiellaceae. The transcript has 2 exons. The annotation marks the transcript as partial.